AUGUUCUUUGUGGGGUCUAGGAGCACACCCACUGGCAGCAUGGAGGAUGCAGCCAUUGAGGCGGCCCGUGAGAGGCUGAGACAGGUGGGUCUGGCAAGAGGGGUGAGCGAGGGAAGGGCAACAGGAGGAGGAGGACUGGAGCUAGCAGCAUCAGCUGCACCAGCAACACAGCCACCUGCUCCGAGUGCUGCUGCUAUCUCACCCCGAGCUGGAUCGUCUCUUUGCAGUAGCGGUUCCACCGGCAAGAGUGGAAUGCUCAAUCCUAGCCUCGUGGCCAGUCCUGUUGUCAACAGAAAUGCGAUGCUCAGCAGCGGUACUUCUGGCCUCGUGCCUGUAAACACAGAUCCCGCUGUUGCUCUCCUCACGUAUCGGGUUGCUUGCAUCUUGCAGUGGCUCCGGAUCUACGGCUCAGAGUUCAUCUCUGCAGAGACGUGCUUCAAGGACAACUCACAGGGAAGGGUCCUGCCCAUGCACCACCCGGUUCGGGAUCUUCCGAACCUGUUGGCCAGGUUUGGCGCUGUUCCCCAGCCUACGGUCGGAAGCAGCUGCUUUCCUGAGUGGGAGGAGUGGCCCCAGGGGAACGAAGCUACUAUGAAGUUUCCUGAUGACCCAAGCGCCAGAUGUUUCUGGCUGGGCAGGGCGGAUGACAGGCAAAGUCUCAGGGACAAAGGCCAGGUGGCAGCGCCGCAGGGGAGAACCCGGAAAGCGCGGAAAGCUCCCAGCAAAGAACCGCUUCCUCCUCCUCGGAGUGAGAUGCGUCCCAUCGUGCGCUGCAGGGCAGAUGUGGACUUGAUAGUUGAGUUUGCCGGUAUGCUCUUCGAGCCACCGGUGUGCGCCCACUGCAGCGCAUGCCUCACCUCAUACACUCUCCUAGUCCCCUUUGUCGCUCUCGUUGCCAACUUUGCCUAUCACCCCGCCUCCGUCCUUCUUGACCAUUUCAUCUCCGUCUUCCCGCCCCACACCGCUGAGUUUCACGAGGUUGUCAACCGGUUGGCGCUGGAUGGUCACACACGGCGUUGCAGCGUGCAUGCGCUGCGCGAACGGGUGGAGCAGGUUCCGAUCUCCUUCCUGCUCUCCCUUGCCCUUAUCUUCCCCAGUGAGCUCUUGCAGCAGAGUGGGAUUCAAGGCGAGCUGAACUCGUGGGCUGCUGGAAGAAGCUGUGGGGCGAAAGGGAAGGCUGGCAGGAGGAGGGCAGGGAGUGGGGACUGUGUGGACGGUGGGGAAACAGGGGGAGGUGGGCUUGGUGAAGGUGAUUGCGGAGGUGUGUUGGAGGAGGUGCAGUCGUGGUUCGUGGUGGCGAUGCUGCCGGCCGGUGCCAUGGAGGGGGGCGGGCCCGGCUGCAGCGGCAGCCAGUCAAUAAAGCGUGCUACAAUGGCACACAAGAGAUUGGUUGCGGAGAUGUAUGACUGCUCUCUGCUGCCCAGGUUCUGUGAAGACUUAAAGCACACGGGUGGGCGUGGCAGUGCCUGUGGCAGUAGCGGCAGCAAACGGAAGGGCAAGAAGGCGGGGGAGGCGGCUUAUGGCAUGGCCGGGGGGAGUCAAUCUGGUGGCAUGUCUGCGAGAGAUGCUGCUGGGGGAGCCUUGCUACCACCCGGCCUCCGAUGCUGCUCGCUCCACCUCGGCUGCUGUAAGAACCCGUGUUGCGUCGUCAACUGCUGA
This is a messenger RNA of Closterium sp. Yama58-4, 1659 nucleotides long. The record is from the annotation of a GenBank genome assembly. NCBI's taxonomy places the organism in Eukaryota, Viridiplantae, Streptophyta, Zygnematophyceae, Desmidiales, Closteriaceae.